Molecule: messenger RNA, 2488 nt
Organism: Cucurbita moschata (crookneck pumpkin)
Lineage: Eukaryota; Viridiplantae; Streptophyta; Magnoliopsida; Cucurbitales; Cucurbitaceae
Exons: 4
Coding region: 1-2274 (757 amino acids)
Cellular component (GO): Golgi apparatus
Molecular function (GO): glycosyltransferase activity
Source: RefSeq, a predicted model, not a curated record
AUGGCCGUCUGCAACAACCUCCUCCACCUCCAUUUCUCCAUCUCUUUCCUCGGCCUCUUCCUGUCUGUCCUCCUCCCCGAUGCCGCCGCUUCUACCGCCGCUUCUACCGCCGCUUCUGCCGCCGGAAUCCGCCUAGGGAUCAUCCGCAAGCCUUCCUCCGACGUUCCUGUCUUCCGCGAAGCCCCUGCGUUUCGCAAUGGCGAUUCCUGCAAUAGAGAUGAGAAGAUUCACGUCGCUAUGACAUUGGAUGCGAAUUACCUCAGAGGAACAAUGGCGGCCGUUUUGUCGAUUCUUCAACACUCAACUUGCCCCGAGAAUGUUGAAUUUCACUUCCUGUGGGCGAGAUACGAGCCGGAGGUGUUCUCGUGCAUCAAAUCGACAUUUCCUUACCUGAAAUUUAAGGUUUAUCGAUUCGACGCCGGUAGGGUUCGGGGAAAAAUUUCGAAAUCGAUUCGUCAGGCUUUGGAUCAGCCAUUGAACUACGCUAGGAUUUACCUGGCGGAGAUUCUUCCGGAGGAGGUGCAGAGAGUGAUCUAUUUGGACUCCGAUUUGGUCGUUGUUGACGAUGUUGCAGAGCUUUGGGGGGUGGAUUUGGGCGGGAAGGCAUUAGGAGCACCGGAAUAUUGCCAUGCAAACUUCACAAAGUACUUUACAGACCAAUUCUGGUCGGACCCAAAGCUAGCAAGCACAUUCGAGGGACGAAACCCGUGCUACUUCAACACAGGUGUAAUGGUAGUGGACGUAGAGAAGUGGAGGGACGGGGAGUUCACGCAAAAGAUGGAAGAGUGGAUGUCAGUGCAGAAGCAACGGCGGAUAUACCACCUAGGCUCUCUGCCGCCGUUCCUCCUCGUGCUUGCAGGCAACAUCCACGCCGUGGACCACCGGUGGAACCAGCACGGGCUAGGAGGCGAUAACCUAGAAGGCAAAUGCCGGAGCCUCCACCCUGGUCCGAUCAGUCUCCUCCAUUGGAGCGGCAAAGGAAAGCCUUGGCUAAGACUAGAUUCUAGGAAGCCCUGCACCGUGGAUCACCUGUGGGCUCCCUAUGAUCUCUACCAAUCGUCGGAUCCGAGUUCUCCAAGCCCUGUCGCCGAUUCCUACGCGGCUGCCGGGGCGUGGAGCUUCGGUGGUUUGCUCAAGACUUUGAGUGCCAAAUCGGAAUCGGUUGUCGAAACCUACCGGCGGGAUCUCCAGGAAUUUGGUUCCGGUUUGAAGAAGGAAAUUGAGGUCGCUCAGGGAUCGCUGGAGACGGUAGGGCACGUCUUCGACGAAUUCGGUAGUUCCGUGUUGAAAGGUACGGCUCAGAUUAUCGCACAAGGUAAGGAUGCGAUUCUCGCCAUAGAUCAUGAAUCUGAUUCUGAUAAUAGUAGUAACCAAAAUUUGAGUAAUCAAAGAAACUCGGUUUCCAAGCCCUACAGUAGGUUUGAUGCUCAGGUUCGUUCGAUUCAAGGCGACACAGCCACUUACUGUGAUGAACCUGAAGAUGUGGAUGAUUAUGAGAAGUGGAAAUCACAAUUUGUGCUGAGUGAUAGAAGUGAGGAAAUUGAAAACUUGCUUGAAGAAAAUGGAGCAUUGGAUAAUAUACACAAAAAAGUUGUUCCUAGUGUUGUUGAUGAUGAAACAUUCUGGUAUAGGUAUUUUUAUAAAGUGCACAAGCUUAAGCAAGCUGAGAAAGUGAGGGUAAAUCUUGUGAAGAGAGCUAUUGCUGAUGAAGAAGAGGAGGAUUUGAGUUGGGAUGUUGAUGAUGACGACGACGAUGAACAAGGGUACGAUGUCAAGUCGAAAGGGGAUGUCGGUGAGACGGUGAAAGAGGAGAACACCGCCAAUUCGACAUUGGCAAAGAAGGAAGUUCCUGUCAAGGAAUUGAAGGCAGGAAGUUCUGUUGGUGACGAUAAGGAGGAGGAGAAUUCGAACAAGAAUGGUGGAAAUGUCGAGGAAUUAGACGGUGAGAAAGGGUCUGAUCAAAAAGUCCAUUUGGAUGGUGGCUCUGAGCUGAAUAGCAAAGAUCAAGGAUUGAAAUCAGACGAGAAGGUGGCGGUGGACGCCAGGUCUGAUCAUGGUGAAUCCUCGAAACAAAGUGAUGUUUCAAUUGUUUCGACACAGCCUUCAAUGCCUGAGGACGAAGAUCUCGGGUGGGAUGAGAUCGAGGAUCUGAGUGUUCUUGAGGAAAAGAAAACAGAAACUCAGGGCGGGAUAAUCAAUCGAGAGGAAAUGCGAAAGCGGUUGAGUACUGCUGAAGAUGAUGAAGAUUUGGACUGGGGUACCGAUACCGAAUAACAACGAGACUGCUAAAGCUUAAUAGCUCAAACCUAUGGGAGGUUAUGAAUCGAUUUCCUAUGAUCUCUUUCUUUUUUUCUUUCCAAGUUUUAUUCCUUAUCUGUUAAAUGCAAUGUGUGCCGUGAUUGUACAUCUUUAUAAACUGUUCUUGAAGGAAUCAUGUUCAAAUUGUUCUUGAUUUCCUAAUCAUAAAAGCUGAAUUCCUGUCCUUAAA